Zymoseptoria tritici IPO323 is the source of this 2098-nucleotide messenger RNA. RefSeq lists its product as uncharacterized. The record is from RefSeq and is a predicted model, not a curated record. Gene Ontology annotation, molecular function: dynein heavy chain binding; dynein light chain binding. Gene Ontology annotation, cellular component: cytoplasmic dynein complex. Gene Ontology annotation, biological process: transport along microtubule. Bases 41 to 2098 code for a protein of 685 amino acids. NCBI's taxonomy places the organism in Eukaryota, Fungi, Ascomycota, Dothideomycetes, Mycosphaerellales, Mycosphaerellaceae. The transcript is spliced from 2 exons.
CAAGGCAACACAACGUCAGCUUGAUUGAACAGACGUGAACAUGUCUUCGAUUCAAGCGCGUAAAGACGAAAUCCUCGCCAAAAAGGCCAAACUCGCAGAACUCAAGCGUAAUCGUGAGCUGCGGCAGAAGGAGUUCACCAACAAUCGACAAAGUCUUGAUGCUACAGAGUUAGCUGCACCUUCACCAUCCCGAGUGGGCGGCAGCAGUGCCAAACGAGAGGACAUCGAUGAACUCAUUUCCUCCUUAGUCGACCGACGUUCCUCGACAUCAACACCCGUUACUCCAACAGCAAAGAAACGCGCGAGUGGAACAGAUCAGUCUUCAGAAGGAGCCGGGACGCCGCCUCGAACCAAACACCAGGGAUACCAGGAUGCAGCCACAUCACCGCAACCGCUCACGAUGGGCGAAUUGACGACCGUUUUCGAAAUCCCCGUGGAAUCGAAGCCGGAGAUUAUAAGCUACAGCAAAGGGGUGCAGACUUCAGAACAGUGGCAGCAGACACCCGAUAGCGACGAGUCAGGAGAGGCGGAUGGAACGAGCAGAACUCCCACGCGCAGACGCAGGAAGCUGAGCCAGAGGGAGAAGGAGUUGGAGGAAGAGGAGAUUAGACAACGAUUACGACAGGAGAUUGAGGAAGAGCUCAAGGCUUUGCAGUUGGACGAGAAAAUAGACCCGGAGAAGGAGCGAUUUCCAGUCAGGGCGUUGGCACCAGAGGAGCUCAGUGCGGUGACAAGCAGCAACGACUUUCUGGACUUUGUGGAGAGGAGCAGCAAGGUGAUCGAGCGAGCUCUAGACGAGGAGUACGAUGUACUGGCCGACUAUGCUCUGCAAACACGAGACGCCGAGGAUGACGACGAAUACGUUGGGAGGAGAGGCAGGCGAGUCAAGGAGGUCGCACAAUUCGAUCUGCACGAUGCCAUGGGCAAGAAGCGCAUGAUCAGUGACAUGGACUUCAGUCCCAAAUUCCCGGAACUGCUCUGCACCUCCUACACCAAGUCUCAAUCAUCACCGCAUACCCCACCCGGUCUGCUCAACGUCUGGAACAUGCACCUCAAAGGUCGACCAGAAUACUCGCUCCACGCCACAUCCGAUCUUCUAUCCUGUCUCUUCCAUCCUCACCAUCCUUCACUCAUCCUUGGUGGUACAUACAGUGGGCAGCUAUGUCUCUGGGAUACUCGGGCUCGCAAUCAGCGGACCGGCGAACCAGUACAAAAGACGCCCCUCACAGGCGGUCGCAGUGGCCACGCCCAUCCUAUUUACAGCCUCGCUGUUGUCGGAACACAGAACGCCAGCUCUGUCGUCUCCGUGAGCACCGACGGCGUAGUCUGCGCCUGGUCGACAGACAUCCUCACCCAACCACAAGAAUUCCUCGAACUCCACGCUCCGAAUCCCUCUGCCUACAAGACAGACGAUGUAGCGCCGACCUGCAUCUCCUUCCCAGCAAGCGACCCGACCUACUUCCUCUCCGGUACUGAGCAAGGCAACAUCUUUCCCGUCCACCGCUACGACCGAGCGGGCGCCAAAUCCGGCGUCGAUGUCCGCACCAGUUACCGCGGACACGAAGCUCCGGUCACGGGAAUCGACUUUCACCCUGCUCGCGGCAAGAUCGAUCUGGGUGACCUCUUCGUCAGCUCCGGUCUUGACUGGAGUGUCAAAGUCUGGCGUGCACGACCUCCGAGUUCGACUGCGAGUACCAUCUCCGGCAACACAGAGAUCGUUAAGCCGCUACUUGAGAUCCAGCGAGAAGACAGCGUGUACGAUGUCAAGUGGAGUCCUACCAAACCUGGCAUUUUUGGCUGUGUCGACGGUGGCGGAAGAAUGGACAUUUACGACAUCAACGCGAGCUCGGAGGUGCCGGUUGGCGGUGCGCGGCCGAGCCAUGUGGAGAAAGAUAUGUACUCGCUCAAGAGUCUGAACAAGCUGGCGUGGGAGAAGACGCAAGGCAAGCAUGUGGCGGUCGGAGGCCUGGACGGCAUUGCAACGGUGUUCGAGGUGGGAAGUGAGUUGGGUGGUGUGGAUACGAAGAGUGAGGCGUGGGUUGGGGUGAAGAAGUGGAUGGGAAAGCAGACGAAGAGUAAGGUUGAGUCACAGGAGUGA